This is a messenger RNA of Passer montanus (Eurasian tree sparrow), 488 nucleotides long. RefSeq names its product serrate RNA effector molecule homolog. Gene Ontology annotation, cellular component: nuclear body. Gene Ontology annotation, biological process: primary miRNA processing; mRNA processing. The transcript has 5 exons. Lineage: Eukaryota; Metazoa; Chordata; Aves; Passeriformes; Passeridae. The coding region runs from base 9 to 488 and encodes 159 amino acids. The record is from RefSeq and is a predicted model, not a curated record.
GUGUCACUAUGGAGUGUGAUGAGAAGCUGCUCAAGGUGCUGGACCGGCUGCUGCUGUACCUGCGCAUCGUGCACUCGGUGGAUUACUACAACACCUCCGAGUACCCCAACGAGGACGAGAUGCCGAACCGCUGCGGGAUCAUCCACGUGCGGGGCCCGCUGCCGCCCAACCGCGUGUCCCACGGCGAAGUGGCCGAGUGGCAGCGCGGGUUCGAGGCGCGCCUGGCCCCGCUGCUGGCCGGCCCCGGCGCCGUCCCCGAGGAGGAGGCGCAGCGCCUCGGCCGCAAGGACCCCGAGCAGGAGCUCGAGAAGUUCGUCAGCGCCAACACCCAGGAGCUGGGCAAGGACAAGUGGCUGUGCCCCCUCAGCGGGAAAAAGUUCAAGGGCCCCGAGUUCGUGCGCAAGCACAUCUUCAACAAGCACGGGGACAAGAUGGGCGCCGUGCGCAAGGAGGUUUUGUUCUUCAACAACUUCCUGAUGGGCCCCUAG